Protopterus annectens (West African lungfish) is the source of this 1979-nucleotide messenger RNA. RefSeq names its product solute carrier family 25 member 35 (gene SLC25A35). The transcript is spliced from 5 exons. The record is from RefSeq and is a predicted model, not a curated record. NCBI's taxonomy places the organism in Eukaryota, Metazoa, Chordata, Ceratodontiformes, Protopteridae. The coding region runs from base 118 to 1026 and encodes 302 amino acids.
GCCGGUCUACUCAGUAUAAUAACAAGCUCUGUUGCUGUCAAGGUUUCGCUGCCCGUAACGAGUUGCUUACGAGGGCUGGCUUUUUAUUGUUUAUGUUGGAGUCAGACGAAAUCGGGGAUGGAGUUUUUCAUGAGUGGCCUGGCUGCGUGCGGUGCCUGCAUAUUUUCCAACCCCCUGGAGGUUGUGAAAACAAGGAUGCAAGUCCAAGGGGAGUUAAAGGCUCCUGGAUCCUAUCAGGUGUACUAUCGAAAUGUCUUCCAUGCUUUUUAUACAAUCGGGAAACUAGAGGGGCUGGCAGGACUGCAGAGGGGGCUGGCGCCUGGUCUGCUGUACCAAUUCACUAUGAAUGGUAUUAGACUAGGGUCAUACUCUAUCAUGGACUCCACCGGCUACAUCCAUACAAAUGGACAGGUGAGCGUUAUGAAGAGCACCUUGGCUGGAGCAGUGGCCGGAGUAGUUGGGGCCAUGGUGGGCAGUCCAAUGUAUCUGGUCAAGACACACCUGCAGACUCAGUCCUUGUCUGAAAUUGCAGUAGGUCACCAAUACCAGCACAAGGGAACAAUCCAUGCUUUUCUGUCCAUCUACAAAGCACAUGGGAUUAUAGGACUAUGGCGAGGGUGCAGUGCUUCUGUGCCACGGGUCAUGGUGGGAUCUGCAGUUCAGCUGUCGACAUUCUCCACUUCCAAAGAGCUUGUGAAUGAACUUAUGAUUUUCCCUUCAAACAGUUGGUUGGUUGCACUCUGCGCAGCGAUGAUGAGCAGCAUGCUGGUAGUACUAGUGAUGACCCCUUUUGAUGUCAUCAGCACCCGUAUUUAUAAUCAACCUGUUGAUCACGCAGGGAAGGGUCUGCAAUACAAGGGAUAUGUUAAAUGUAUGAGUGACACAGUUAAGCAUGAAGGAAUUCAUGGACUCUACAAAGGUAUUGGAGCCUCCUAUUUUCGACUUGGACCCCACACAAUUCUCUCUCUUGUGUUUUGGAAUGAACUGUUGAAGCUUUCAUCAACGACCACUCAUAAGACUUCAUGACAGCAGUCUUAUUUUAAUAAAUUCUAACUAGGAAUUACAUGGAGCAGACAGUCUGGCUUCCCCCUCUCUCAGUGGUGAUUUCACAGUGCACCUGACACUGUGUAAUAUAGACAGAGUGAUGACCAGGCCACAUGUUGCAUCAUUGCAAUGCAAGGAACUGAGACUACUUUCAAUUGCUUGCCUCAUUCUUGAACAAUCUGGGUUCAAAUCUGCAUUACAUAGUAGAAACUUCUGGUACUCUGUUUUGGCACUGCAACAUACUGUUACAUUUCUAGUAAAGGCACACAUUCAUUUACUGACUUGGUUGGAGGGAAUGGGAGAAAAACACUGGCAAUGUAGCUGCUAAUCUAAGCAAAUACUGGAUUCUCAUCUCCGUUUGAUGUGGAAGCUGACAUAAUUUCUCAAAAUGUUCCACUACACCUCAGCAAUAUGUUAUUACCAUUAAAUGGUUGUCUUUCUUCAGCCAGGGCAGCUGUGCAGAUGGGAGAUAUAAAUAUUUCUGAAGCUGAAGCACCUCUGCAGAUGGGACAUACAACAGGUGCCAAAGCUGGAGCUGUUGCGCAGAUUGGAGACAUAACAGUUUCUGAAGCUGGAGCAACUCUACAGAUGGGACAUAUUCCAUAUUCUGAUGUAUUUUUACAUGCUGAAAGGGAGGGUAUCUGCUGUAGUGGGUGUCUGAAUCCAAAACACUUUGCCCAACAUAUUAUAAAGCUGGCAGAAAUGGAUACACUUGCAUAUGCAGAUGUUACUGCCUGCUCUUCAGUAUACAUAACAAGUCCAAUAUCCUCUGGAUCCCAGAGAUCCCAGGAGGUGCAUCAGAGUGCUUGAACUGUAGCUGUACUUCUCAGCUGUCCCUGAUUUGGCAUCAAAUGUUUGCCCUGUUCCUCCUAAAAGUUUUGAUUUUCUAGUAAAUCACUGAACAUUGCAGACAAGUUAAUAAUGCCAGACAUUCG